AUGAGCAAUACUUUUAACAAUUAUUUGUUGGAUUAGAAUUCUUCAUAAUAAAAUCUCAACCCCUAGUCAUUUGAAACUUAGAACGUAAUAGCUCUUAAUACGAUACAAAUUGAAAGUUUAUAUAGUAUAUUUUCUUUAGAUCAAAGUUAAUUUUCUGAUUCUAUAGUAAGAGCUUAAUUUUUAAGGAAUAUGUAUAGCUUUUUAACAUUAGAAUUCCUAUUGAAUUUAGUAAUGAUUGCUCUGGCAUUUUAUACACCAAUGGGAUUUUGGUUGGUGAGUAUAAAUAAAGGAUGUCGCUAUGAAUACAAUGAAUACGAAAACUGUAAACUUAUACCAUCUUGGUUAUUUUAUGUUUCCUUAUUUACCUCGAUAGUUUUGUAAUUCACAAUAUACUUCGGUGGAAUCACAACAAGAAAUGUAAUAUUUAAUGAUCUUAUGUUAGGCUCCUAUAAAUUACUUAUUAUUAGUUUUAUAUCUUAUAUUCUAUGGAUUUACAUUUUCAACAAUAUGUAUUUUUAUGCUCAUUAGUUUGGGAUAAAUUGGAGUUUGGGCAACCUGGGGAGUAGAGUUUCUCAUCAUAUUUUUUUAAUGAUUGCUUAUUUAAACAAAAGUGAGAUUUCUCUGAUAAGUAUUUACCAUUCCAUAUAAUAGGUAGAGCCAUUAUUAUUUUUGGCACAUCGAUAUUAUUGACAAUAAUUUUAUUAUUAGCUACGAGAAUUUGGUGGGUCUUGUUAACUGCAUUUAUCAGUAUAAUUUAUGGAUUUUACUUAAUUUUGGAAGCAAGGCUAAUUAUUGGUACAGGAGUAAAAUUAUAUAAUAUUAAUUAGAGAUUAAAUUUAUAACCUGACGAAUAUUUGGUUGGAUCUUUAUUACUUUAUGGACUUAUCUUACAACCAUUAGUAAGAAUAUUUGAUAUUGUUGACAGUAGAAGAAAUUGA
Messenger RNA from Paramecium octaurelia, 938 nucleotides. The record is from the annotation of a GenBank genome assembly. Lineage: Eukaryota; Ciliophora; Oligohymenophorea; Peniculida; Parameciidae.